AUGUUACGUUUUGUUGCAGAAGAAGAAAAGCGAGGGAGGAGAAAACAAUGUGGUGUUGAAGGUGGAUUGCAGCUGCGAUGGCUGCGCUACCAAACCGGAAAAGUUUCAGAUCCCGCCAAAAUGAAGGAGAAGCUUGAGGAGAAGCUCAACAAGAAGGUGCUUCUUAUCUCUCCUCAGAUCAAGAAGGACAAAAAUAACAAAAAUGGCGACCAUAAUAAUAAGGAGAACAAAAGCGACGGCGAUAAUAAGGAGAAGAAAUCCAAAGAGAAAGAGAAAGAGACUCCGGUGAUGACGACGGCGGUUCUGAAGGUGGCACUUCACUGCCAGGGAUGCGUCGACAAAAUCCGGAAAACUGUCUCCAAAACCAAAGGAGUGAAUGAAAUGGAGAUAAACAAAGAGAAAGAUACGGUGACAGUGCAGGGGACCAUGGACGUGAAGGCUCUGGCUGCGAAUCUAACGGAGAAGCUCAAGAGGAAGGUGGAGGUGGUCCCACCUAAGAAACCAGACAACAAGGAGAACAAUGGUGGUGGUGGUGAUGGCAAGAAGAACAAGGGAGGCGGUGGUGGUGGUAAUAAUAAUAAUGAAGAAAUGGUGAUGAUGGAGCAGAAUAGAAUGGAGUAUAUGGCAGCUCCACAUGUUCUAUUUCCAUCUGCAUAUGGAUAUGGAUAUGCUCCUGUUAUGCAUCCACAUCAUCCUGGCGGUUACAGCUAUAUGCCUGGGUAUACGUACCCGGAACAGUUUCACUUGCAUGCACCACCACCACCACCUCAGAUCUUCAGUGAUGAGAACCCACAUGCUUGCUCUCUCAUGUGAUCAUCGCCAUCGUCAUCAUGGUUAUCAUCAUGCUCUUUAGGGAUACCCAAUAGAGACACUCUAUUUUCCUUUUCCACGGAAGCUUUUUUUUUUUUUUUUAAUGCUUGUGACUUGUGAUUAAAAGUAACUAAUACUCCAAACCAGGAUUUGUUAUUAGCUAUAAUGCCAUUGUAAAUGACAAAAAAAAUUGGAAUCUCUCUC
Messenger RNA from Arachis duranensis, 1014 nucleotides. Its product is annotated as heavy metal-associated isoprenylated plant protein 3. NCBI's taxonomy places the organism in Eukaryota, Viridiplantae, Streptophyta, Magnoliopsida, Fabales, Fabaceae. The record is from RefSeq and is a predicted model, not a curated record. Bases 1 to 813 code for a protein of 270 amino acids. The transcript is spliced from 3 exons. Gene Ontology annotation, molecular function: metal ion binding.